AUGGCAGCGCGGAAGCGGAAGGCGCGGGCGAUGGCGGCGGGCGGCGCGGCGCUGUGGCGGCGGUUCUCGGCCUGGCUGCCACGGGGCCGCCUCGGCCUGACCGCGCUGCUCGGCCGCCUCUCCGACCGCCUCUCCCGCGGUCGCGACCGCCGCACCCGCAGGUCAUCAUGGCUGCUUCUGGCCCCACUGCUCACCCCUCCUAUUCCAGUGAUCACAGCCCCACCGUGUUCGCUCUGUCCAGAAGGAGCGCACAGGUUCCAGUGGAUCAGGAAUCUGGUCCCAGAGUUUGGGAUCUCCAGCUCGCAUGUCAAGGUGCUUUCAUCCCCAGCGGAAUUCUAUGAACUCCUGAAGGUGCAGAUAAAAGCAGCCAAACAGCGGGUGGUGAUGGCCUCAUUGUACCUUGGAACAGGACUCCUUGAGCAGGAGCUGGUGGAUUGCUUAGAAGAAACACUGGAGAAAUCACUGCAAGCAAAAGGCUCACCCGACCUCAGAGUUUCCAUUCUCCUUGACUACACCAGGGGUUCCCGGGGCAGGAAGAAUUCUCGGACAAUGCUGAUCCCGUUGCUGCAGCGAUUUCCUGAGCAAGUCCGUGUGUCCCUCUUCCACACCCCAAACCUGCGUGGACUUCUCCGGCUCCUGAUUCCAGAGCGUUUCAAUGAAACCAUUGGGCUGCAGCACAUCAAGGUCUAUCUCUUUGAUGACAAUGUGAUCCUGAGUGGUGCAAACCUGAGUGAUCUGUACUUCACCAAUCGUCAGGACCGCUAUGUGUUGCUGCGGGACUCCCCUGAGAUCGCAGACUUCUUCACGGAGCUCGUGGACGCGAUUGGAGAUGUGUCCCUGCAGUUACAGCAGGAUGAUACCGUCCAGAUGAUGGAGGGAAUGGUGCACCCGUACCAAGGAGACAAAGUGGCUUACUGCGAGAUUGCCAACCGGAGGGUCAUGGAGGUCAUCAACUCUGCCCGGACACGGCAGGAGCUCCUUCAUGCAAAGACUUUCCACAGCAGCCAGGCAGGCAGCUCCCUGAUAUCCCAGCAAGGCUCUCAAGCAUCUGGGAGUCUGAAACCAGAACCUGACACCUGGAUCUAUCCCUUAAUCCAAAUGAAACCUUUUGGGAUUCAAAUAGAUGAGAUGGUCACAGAGACACUGCUGACCGAGGCGGAGCGGGAUGCCAGGAUAUACCUCACCACUGGCUACUUCAACCUGACACAGGCCUACAUGGACCUCAUCCUGGGCACAAGGGCUGAGUACCGGAUCCUCCUGGCCUCGCCAGAGGUCAAUGGGUUUUUUGGUGCCAAAGGGGUGGCAGGUGCCAUCCCUGCUGCCUACGUUUACAUUGAACAUCAGUUUUACAGCGAGGUCUGCUGCCUGCAGCAGCAGGAGAGGGUGCAGCUGCAGGAGUACUCCCGCGCCGGGUGGACGUUCCACGCCAAAGGCCUCUGGCUGUACCUGGCAGGGAGUGACCUGCCCUGCCUGACCCUGAUUGGCUCUCCAAAUUUUGGAUAUCGAUCAGUUCAUCGAGACUUGGAAGCUCAGGUUGCGAUAGUGACAGAAAAUAAAGCCUUGCAGCAGCAGCUCCAUCAGGAGCAAGAGCAGCUUUACCUCUGCUCAGGAGUGGUCUCAACAUCAACGUUUGAGCAGCCAAAUCGUUAUGUGAAGCUGUGGGUGAAGCUGGUGACACCUCUGAUCAAGAAUUUCUUUUGAAAGAAGAAAAUUUGCUGCUUUGGGUUGAAGGUCCAGACGUAGGUGGGCCCUCGCGUCCGUGUCUUAUAGACAGGACAUUCGUAGAUGUUGCUGGUGUCCAUGCGGUCCACGGGGAUGGCUCUGAGCAGGAUGACCGGCAUCGCAGGCGUCAGCUCCUUCAUCCGCGCGUCGGCGAUCGACCCCGAGGGGACGUCCCAGCGCGCACCUGCAACGUGACAGCGCCGUCAGGGCACCCUGACACCUUCCCCGGGGCUUCUCGCUGGAGGGGCUUUGUGCAGAACUACUGAUGGGUGGGAGCUCAAAGGUUAAGGUUGGGUAGAGUGGCUCAGCAGUGGUUAGGUCUGACAUGUUCUCAUCUCACUGUGACCCAGGACUGCAUUUGCCUUACUGUGUGUGGGAUGUCUGAAUAAAUUCUGUCCCCACCCCUCCCUUCA
Corvus hawaiiensis (hawaiian crow) is the source of this 2135-nucleotide messenger RNA. It is a transcript of the gene PGS1, whose product is annotated as phosphatidylglycerophosphate synthase 1. Gene Ontology annotation, cellular component: mitochondrion. Bases 1 to 1701 code for a protein of 566 amino acids. The record is from RefSeq and is a predicted model, not a curated record. NCBI's taxonomy places the organism in Eukaryota, Metazoa, Chordata, Aves, Passeriformes, Corvidae. The transcript has 10 exons. Gene Ontology annotation, biological process: cardiolipin biosynthetic process. Gene Ontology annotation, molecular function: CDP-diacylglycerol-glycerol-3-phosphate 3-phosphatidyltransferase activity.